AUGUCAGACAGAGAGGUGAUGAAAGAGUCCACGCAUGACGGAAAGACUCGGACCAAAGACAAGUACCGUGUGGUUUACACCGACCACCAGCGUCUGGAGCUGGAGAAGGAGUUUCAUUACAGCAGAUACAUCACCAUCAGGAGGAAGGCGGAGCUCGCCACGGCUCUCAGCCUCUCAGAGAGACAGGUGAAGAUCUGGUUCCAGAAUCGUCGGGCGAAGGAACGCAAGAUCAACAAGAAGAAGCUGCAGCAGCCCGCCUCCUCCACGACCACCCCUCCCAACGGGAGCAACGGCAGCGGAGGGGGAGGCGGCCUCCAUAGAAAUGGAGGCAGCAGUGUCCCCAUGGUGACGAGCAGCAGCGGGCUGGUGUCCCCCUCGUCCCUGCCUCUUAACAUCAAGGAGGAGUACUGACGAGGACGCUGAUUUCAGGGAUUGGACCAAAAAUAAAUUCAUCAGACUGAAAAACGCUUUGCGUCCCGUCUCCAUGGAGAUAAAGUUCACAGAAACUUCUUCUGACGUCAGACUUUAGUUGCAGGUCGUUCGUCAGGAUGAUUCGACUGCACAGAUGAAAUCAGUCGGUUUGGUUUCAACACGGUUUCAAAAACCAUCUUCUUAUCAUUUGUUCUGUCGGUGAAAACAUUUUAUUAACUCUUGUUGUUUGAGUCGGACUUUAUUCAAAUUCACAGAACUUUAUUUGAAUGUAGAGAUCCUGCAGCCUCCAUGUAGAAUAUUUCCAUGUGAGUGAAUCCUUCUUCAUAAAGAAUCGAUUCAUCAUUUUGUUUCGGUUUGUGCGGAAAAUCUUUAAAGCUUAAAUACAAUUUUCAGAAUUCAGUUUUUAUCUUAUUUUCACAAUUCAUUAACAAAUAUAUUCUCAGGCCAUAGGGGGCGAUGAAGGUUAUUUGAGGUUAAAAACUGUCGUACAGAGCUGUGACGGAGUCGGAGCACAGUCUUACAGAUUCUUGUCGACGCUAUCACUUCUGAUUGUUUCAGCUUUGUCAGAGGCUCCGCCCACGCUGAGUCAGCUUUAAAAUUCACCCUUGUUGCUAUGGUUACGUCUGAACAGAAACUGAGACUUUAAUAAAAAGUUCUCUCCCUGAUGGUUCUUAUCAGUCACAUGACAUGACUACCGGACUAUCUACUUCCUGUUUGACAGUUGACCUACACUGGUCAUGUGAUGUGUGCUGCCCAUGAGUCUACGCUCCGCAUUAAUACAAACUGUACUGAAACAUCACUUCCACACUCCGUGCACGAUGAAUUAAUAAGUAAUUAAGAGUAAUUCACUUGACGGACAUGUUUCCUGAUCCUCGUCUGUUUCUCUGUGACGACGGUUUGUUUUUUAUUACGUUCAGAAAAUAACCUGUAAAUGUUUCUCAUCUUUAUCAUGUGAAUA
This is a messenger RNA of Paralichthys olivaceus (Japanese flounder), 1390 nucleotides long. The record is from RefSeq and is a predicted model, not a curated record. NCBI's taxonomy places the organism in Eukaryota, Metazoa, Chordata, Actinopteri, Pleuronectiformes, Paralichthyidae.